Messenger RNA from Loa loa (African eye worm), 927 nucleotides. RefSeq names its product F-box domain-containing protein. The transcript is spliced from 7 exons. Bases 1 to 927 code for a protein of 308 amino acids. The record is from RefSeq and is a predicted model, not a curated record. Lineage: Eukaryota; Metazoa; Nematoda; Chromadorea; Rhabditida; Onchocercidae.
AUGUGUACAGUUUUUUGGCCUGCUAGAAGAAGACGAAGUUUUAUGCGUCAUUUUUAUUUGAAGAAUAAGUCAGUCGACGAUCACGCAAUUUGGGGGCAAUGCUUUUCAGGAUUCUACGAAAAUUGGGAUCGUCAGGCGUGCAGCGAGUUUUUUGAUUCCGUUAUACGUUUCACCGAUUCAGCGCGAUUGCUUACUGUCGUAAUGUCUGGUAAAGUUGGCAAACACUACAAACUUGAAAUGGAAGUACGACAGCGCUUUCAUGGUUUAUUUAUUGAUCAGCUGGCAGAGUCGGAAUCAGAGCAGGGAUUUUGGCUUUCCGUGCUUUUACGCACUCAGAAAAGUGUUGCAGAACAAGGACGCUUGUUCAUGCUCUUAUUCGGCCCUGUAAAAUAUAUUCAUGGCGAGGAACGAAUUGACUGGUACAUGCUGUCGGAGACAAUUUUCACCAGAAAUCAAUGCAUCCGAAUUAUCCAACCACUAUCAUCAAAUCUUUGUUGUCUUGCGAAAACAACAGAACUGAAGUCGAAGUUUUCUUGGAGCGAUUCCGAAAUUUUCACUUUAAUAGAAGAAAUAACAAGUGCACCACAAGUUUGGGUGUUUCAUAAUUUUGCAAGUUUACUUUUAUUACAACCAGAAUUAAUUCGAAUUGCUCUCUAUUAUCGAAUACUUUAUGGACACUGUAAAGAAGCUGCGCAUAUGUUACAUGCUAUGAAAACGGUGUAUUAUGGAUGGGGAUAUGGAAUUGUGGAAAGUUUGCUGACACCUCUACUGGAAACAUUUAAGUUGUUAACUGUAAUGCAACGCCGACAUUUCCUUGCUGAAAUAGUUUUAACACAGUCACACUUACUCGAUGGAUAUCUUCGACGCUUUCCAUGUUACUGUUUCUUGAUUUCUUUGCUUCCUGAUAUAGCUUUGACCUCUUUAUAA